Molecule: messenger RNA, 2245 nt
Organism: Chinchilla lanigera (long-tailed chinchilla)
Lineage: Eukaryota; Metazoa; Chordata; Mammalia; Rodentia; Chinchillidae
Gene: Uxs1
Product: UDP-glucuronate decarboxylase 1
Exons: 15
Coding region: 236-1582 (448 amino acids)
Biological process (GO): D-xylose metabolic process
Cellular component (GO): cytoplasm
Molecular function (GO): NAD+ binding; UDP-glucuronate decarboxylase activity
Source: RefSeq, a predicted model, not a curated record
AACAGUGGUAGCAGCCUCUUUAGAAGCAGUGCAAGCGGCAUCCAUGGCUCUCUGCACAGAGCAGGAGCGGGUGGCAGCCGAGCCCGGGGUAGGAAAACCCCCCAACGCGGAAGGGUGGGUCCAGGGAGUUUGGAAAAGAAAGGGCAAAUAUUCCACACGUUUGCCUAUUUGAACUAACCUACUACGCUUGGACUCUGCCCCGGAGAGGCUCACCUAGCCAGUCCAGGGGUCAGCCAUGAACCCUUCCCCGCGACCCCCGCCCUUCACCUUCUCCCUGAAAACCGCAGGUCGCAGCGCGGGAGGGGCUCGGAGCCACCUGCUGGCCCACCCGCUCUACUUCCUCCGCGCGAGGUCCACGAGAGAGAGCUUCCCGGGGCCGCCCUCCGCAGGCUGCUCAGCUGUCUGGGGCAACUUUGUUAGUAUGAGCUUUUUGCUCAACAGGUCUAUCCAGGAAAACAGCGAACUGAGAAUUGAAAGCAGGAUCGAAGAGAUUGUUGAGCCACUGAGAGAGAAAAUCCGAGAUCUGGAAAAAAGUUUCACCCAGAAAUACCCGCCAGUGAAGUUCUUAUCCGAAAAGGAUCGCAAAAGAAUUUUGGUCACUGGUGGUGCAGGCUUCGUGGGCUCCCACCUCACGGACAAGCUCAUGAUGGACGGCCACGAGGUGACAGUGGUCGACAACUUCUUCACAGGCAGGAAGCGGAAUGUGGAGCACUGGAUCGGCCACGAGAACUUCGAGCUCAUCAACCAUGAUGUGGUGGAGCCGCUCUACAUCGAAGUUGACCAGAUCUACCACCUGGCCUCUCCAGCCUCCCCUCCCAACUACAUGUACAACCCCAUCAAGACACUGAAGACGAACACCAUCGGGACGCUGAACAUGCUGGGGCUGGCAAAGCGUGUGGGUGCCCGUCUGCUCCUGGCCUCCACGUCCGAGGUGUACGGAGAUCCCGAGGUCCACCCGCAGAGCGAGGACUACUGGGGUCACGUGAACCCUAUCGGCCCGCGGGCCUGCUACGAUGAGGGCAAGCGGGUGGCAGAGACCAUGUGCUACGCCUACAUGAAGCAGGAGGGCGUGGAGGUGCGAGUCGCCAGGAUCUUCAACACCUUCGGGCCGCGCAUGCACAUGAACGACGGGCGCGUGGUCAGCAACUUCAUCCUGCAGGCGCUGCAGGGCGAGCCGCUCACGGUAUAUGGAUCUGGGUCACAGACAAGGGCGUUCCAGUACGUCAGUGACCUGGUGAACGGGCUGGUGGCACUCAUGAACAGCAACGUCAGCAGCCCCGUCAACCUGGGGAACCCCGAAGAACACACCAUCCUGCAGUUUGCCCAGUUGAUCAAGACCCUCGUUGGUAGCGGGAGCGAAAUUCAGUUUCUGUCCGAAGCGCAGGAUGACCCACAGAAGAGGAAGCCGGACAUCAAGAAGGCAAAGCUGAUGCUGGGCUGGGAGCCCGUGGUCCCGCUGGAGGAAGGUCUGAACAAAGCCAUCCACUACUUCCGCAAGGAACUCGAAUACCAGGCCAACAACCAGUACAUCCCCAAGCCCAAGCCCGCCAGGAUCAAGAAGGGCCGCACGCGGCGGGCCUGACGCCCGCACCCUCGCUGACCUGGGCUUGUCUUGUUUCUUGUUGAAAGACCUCAAACAGGUGUCAUGAAAAACAAACUGGAAUUCGGUUCCGAAGCUUGCUUUAAAGACACGGACGUGCCUAAAAACUCCCAGAAACUGCGGACUCUGCCUUGCACUUUCUGAAUCUUUUUAUGUGCAGCAGCCUAGGUGCAUCUCUGCGUAUUCUCAAGUUUUUUACCUUGCUGUGAGAGCCUGUGUCAUGACUGUCAUUGACAGUUUUAUUUUCUGGUUUCUUUGUGAAGCUGAAAAGGAACAUUCAAUGGGAUGAAAAUGCCGAGUUUAUUUAUAAAAGUGGGUACUUACCAAUGGGAUGCUAUUCUCUGCAGCAGGAAGAAAAACCAGCGGUGUUGUCAGGGGGCAGCGCAGCGGCUUUCAUUGUCAGAAAGACGAAGAACUGCGUUGAGAGCUUUAUGUUUCUUUUUUAAUUCGGAAUUUUUCCAAGACCUACCUUUUAGUUGCAGACUUGACUUAGAAACAUUUCUGUGGGUCACCACAAUCAAGGAGAUCUGAAAUCACUACUGCGUUGUGCUGCGUGUUUCGGGGCGGGAGGGACAGAGUUUUAAAUAUUCUUGGUUAACCGUGGAUAAAUAUGCUAUUUUAAUAAAAUACUGAGAUUUGCCAGUC